Molecule: messenger RNA, 1136 nt
Organism: Carica papaya (papaya)
Lineage: Eukaryota; Viridiplantae; Streptophyta; Magnoliopsida; Brassicales; Caricaceae
Product: oil body-associated protein 1A-like
Source: RefSeq, a predicted model, not a curated record
AAUUAAAUUACCUACUUAUCAUAAAUAACUAUUUAUAAAAUAAUGAUUGAUUUAGUAAUGAAUUUUUAUAGUUUAUUUAAUUGGCUUUCCAAAUAGAACCAAUGGUGCCCAAACCAGGCCCGGCCCGGAACGGACUGGACCCGCCCACAGAGCAAUAAUAGAUUUAGAUUAGUAAUUGCCAUAGAGAGAAGCCACGUGAAGCGCCACGUUACAAGGCCUGAAGCCACAUCCGUCGUAUGUCCUGCCACAUGUUGCACUGCAAGUCUGCAUGUAACGCCGAUCACUGGAAAUUCGAAGCCGAUGAUUUUUUAAAUUCUCUUCUUCGAUCCUCAUUUUUUGGUGAGGAAGAAAAUUUACAGGAAAAACAAAAGUUCAAGGGACGACAAUAUCUAAUAAGGGAUGGAAAGCCAGCCAAAAACCGCAGGCGAGCCAACUCACACAGGCACCGCCGUUCUCGAGACUGUAACUGCUACUAUGCAGGGCUUCGCUCCCAUAAACUCCAUCCACCAACACCUAUGCGCGUUCCAUUUUUACGCGCACGAUAUGACCCGCCAAGUGGAGGCGCACCACUUCUGUGGGCACCAGAACGAGGAAAUGAGGCAGUGUCUAUUGUACGACAGCCCGGCGGCGGACGCCCGGCUGGUCGGAGUGGAGUACAUAAUAUCGGAGAAUCUGUUCUUGACGUUGCCGGAUGAUGAGAAGAAGCUCUGGCACUCACACGAGUUCGAGGUGAAGAGCGGGAUGCUUUUCAUACCCGGCGUGCCGGGUCCUAUUGAGAGGAUGGACCUUGAAAAAGUUUGCAAGACUUAUGGAAAAGUGUUUCAGUUCUGGCAGAUCGAUCAGGGAGACAACCUGCCUCUUGGCAUCCCUAAUAUCUUGAUGGCUGUUACUAGAGAUGGCCAGAUAUAUGACCACAAUAUCAAAGAUGUUGAGGAGAGGUUCGGGGUGUCUUUUGAAAAGCAGAGGGAGAGUAGAGGAUACAUGUCAGGGCCUGAUCAUGGGAUACACCCUCUGGCUAAUGGGGGAGGCAGCGGGCUCAAGACUGAACUCAGGGAGACCGACAGCAAGCUCCAAUCCGAAGCUGCAUCCACUUAUAGCAUAUAGAAGAACGGUGGUCGACGAUCUAUGCGUGUGUA